GACUGAAGCUGCGACAGUGGCUCUUCAUGGCAGCCAGGAUGCCUCUGGAAAUGCUCCAGGAUGAUUCCUGCUGUUCCAUCUGCCUGGGAAUAUUCCAGGACCCCGUGUCCAUCCACUGUGGGCACAGCUUUUGCCGGUCAUGCAUCACUGAGACCUGGGAAGGACGGACCACCAAUUUCUCCUGCCCCCAGUGCAGGGAGACGAUGGCACGAAAGAUCCUCCGCCCCAACAGGGAGCUGGCCAACAUGCUUGAAGCAGCCAAGAGAUUGAACGAGGAACCUGUCAGAGAGGUGGAAGGAGGGGAGAACAUCUGUGAGAAACACCAGGAACCUCUGAAGCUCUUCUGCAAAGAUGAGGAAAGGCUUAUCUGUGUGGUGUGUGACAGGUCUGCAGUGCACCGUAACCAUUCUGUGGUUCCCAUGGAUGAGGCUGCUCAGGGGUACAAGAAACAAAUUGAGACCAAACUGUACGUACUGAAAUCAGAGCAAGAGGCGCUUCAAUCUUCCGUGAAGGACACAGAAGACAGACUCAAGGACCACACUGAGAGGACAGAAGCUGCAAGGCAGGAGAUUGUGAGGACAUAUAGGAAGCUGCAUGAGUUCCUGGACCAAGAGGAGUCCUCUCUUCUGGCCCAGCUAGAGCAGCUGGACACAGAGAUAACAAAAGCCCAUGAAGAAAUCCUCCAGAGGCUUUUGGAGGAGACGACGAGGCUGGGCACACUGAUUGGGGAGAUGGAGAGGACGUACCAGCAGCCAGACUGGCAGCUCCUGAAGGACAUUGGAACCACCUUGAGCAGGGGCCAGAGGGAAACGCUCUCCCACUCACUCGAGAUUUCCCCGGAGCUGGAAAAAAAAUUCUCUGAAUUCACCAAGAAGAACCCAAAUAUCAAGGAUCUUCUGGAAAAAGUUCCAGAUUUCCUGGAGUUCGAGCUUCCCUUGACAACACAGAUGACGCUGGACCCAGAAACAGCAAACGCCAGGCUUUGUCUCUCAGAAGAUUGCAAGCUUGUGUGGUGGAAAUGCUGUGAGCAGGUCCUGCCCUCCAACUCGAGGAGAUUCAAAUGUGAUCACUGUGUGCUCUGUUCGUGCGGCUUCACCUCGGGGUGGCACCGAUGGGAUGUGGAGGUCCAAAGAGAAGGUGUGUGGGCCAUUGGUGUGGCCAAGGAGUCGGUUCCAAGGGGCCAUGGGUUGUGCCUGAAGCCCGAUGAGGGGGUAUGGGCUCUGCAUCAUACCCAUGAUGGGUACGAGGCUCUGACCUCUCCUUGUGCCACCCCCUUGACUCUACACAGCAUCCCCCAGCGGAUACGAAUCUGCUUGGACUAUGAGAAAGGGAGGGUGCUGUUUUUUGAUGCUGAGAGCAAAGAACGGAUCUUUGCUUUUCCUCAGGCAUCUUUCCAAGGGGAGAGAGUCUUCCCGUGGUUCAUGGUGAUUGGGGGUGCUCAACUUAAGCUUCUUCCUUAAGGCACAGGAGAAAAAAAAAACCCAACCCCCAAAGCCACCAACUUACCCUUGGGAAAGAAACCAGGGUCUGGGUUUUGUCCCAAUCCCACCAAAGGGACAGGAAAGGGGAGCGGUGUUCAGCUUCCUCUCCUUCCGUGCAAAAUGGGAGCAUUUCUGUGCCUUCAACUCUAUUUUGAUUUUUUAAUCGCUCUUUAAUCACUAAAUGGUUGUUACAGGGUGUCUGCAAAC
Calidris pugnax (ruff) is the source of this 1688-nucleotide messenger RNA. RefSeq names its product tripartite motif-containing protein 7-like. The transcript is spliced from 7 exons. The coding region runs from base 27 to 1460 and encodes 477 amino acids. NCBI's taxonomy places the organism in Eukaryota, Metazoa, Chordata, Aves, Charadriiformes, Scolopacidae. The record is from RefSeq and is a predicted model, not a curated record. Gene Ontology annotation, molecular function: protein binding; zinc ion binding.